AUGUAUUUUAUUUUAUAUUUAGUAAUUGGAUGUUUGUGGGGAUGUACUAAUGUAUAUAUGAAAAAGGGAUGCAAAGAUGAAAAAACAAAAAAAAAUAUUAUUAAAGAAAUUAUUUCUAUCUGUAAAAAUUUAAAUAUUAUUUUACCAUAUAUAUUAAAUCAAGUUGGCUCAUUAUUUUAUUAUUAUUUGUUAUCUAAAUCUGAUAUUUCCUUAGUUAUGCCACUGUCAAAUACAUCUUCUUUUUUUUUUACUUAUAUAACAGAAAGAAUAAUUUUUAAAAAAUCUAUUACAUUUAAAUCUGUUCUCGGUUUAGUAUUUGUUUGUUCAGGCUUAUUUAUAUGCGUAAAUUCCUAA
Messenger RNA from Plasmodium relictum, 354 nucleotides. Its product is annotated as conserved Plasmodium protein, unknown function. The coding region runs from base 1 to 354 and encodes 117 amino acids. The record is from RefSeq and is a predicted model, not a curated record. NCBI's taxonomy places the organism in Eukaryota, Apicomplexa, Aconoidasida, Haemosporida, Plasmodiidae. The transcript has a single exon.